GCUGUUGAGCAGGGCUGGGAUUAGCGCCGGGGCGAAUGGCUGGCAAUCUUACUGGGAUUACAGAACAAAGAGCCUCUCUCGGCAGCCCCCGGGAGCAGGGGGCCCUGGCCGGCCAGCCCCUCCCUGCCCAGCCAGGCCGGGAGGGAAUUAUCGCUCCUCCACCACCCGCUUCCUCCGCGGCUCGCAGCUUAAUCCAGGGGCUGCCGGAUCCGGGCGGGAGCAGCCGGGCGGCGGGCGAGGCUGAGCCCUGCGGUGAAUAUGGCACUGACGGGGAAGCCCUCCAAUGGGUCCCCCAAUAACUCCAGACCUGACCAAUGGAAUACAGUUUUUCAUCAGAAAAAUGAAAUCGUCACCAGUUUAGUUUCUGCCUUAGAUUCAAUGUGUUCCGCACUUUCCAAACUAAACGCCGAGGUAGCCUGCAUUGCAGUUCACGAUGAAAGUACCUAUGUGGUUGGGACAGAGAAGGGGAGAAUCUUUAUGAACACAAGGAAAGAACUGCAAAUGGAUUUUCACAAGUUCUGCAGAGGUCAGCAGAGGAAAGAGCAGGAUGCAGAUUUCCAGAAGAAGGCAAAGGACUGUGGCCGGAGCAUCCCGAGGGUCUCCCCGCAUCAAGGAUCAGACAUUUACCUACUCAGGAAGAUGGUAGAGGAAGUGUUUGAUGUGCUUUAUAGUGAAGCCAUAGGGAAGAACAGCGUGGUGCCCUUGCCCUACGAGAAGCUGAUGAAAGAGCCAGGAUUGCUCGCAGUUGCCGGCUUGCCUGAGGGACUUGGCUUCCGGAAGCCCGCGGAAUACGAUGUGAAAUCCCUGAUGGCGAUUUUGGAGCACAGCCACAGUAUCCGGUUCAGGCUAAAAAGGCCAGCAGACGAGCCCAGCAGAGAGGCGAACCCUAAUGUAGAGUUGAAUUGUACCUCCCUAGCAUCCAAGGGCAGUCGGGAUUCUGGUCCAAAUAACCAGAUCACUAAACCAGCCAGUCAAGACACUCCAUCCACUGUAGCCAUGACCAAUUUCUUAUACGGUGUCUCGCUGCCUACGCAGAUCGCCACAGACCUAAAGCAGGAGAUGUCUGCCAGUCUGCACGGGGUGAAUGCAGCCAGCGAGAUGCUGAUGCCCAGGCCCUCAGGAGAGCUGAAGGUGCCUUCCUCACAGGAGUACAGCGACUGCUGUGGACAGAAAUCUGCAGUCUCUGGUGGUCCACUCAUCCAGAAUGUGCAUUCGUCAAAGCGUAUUCUCUUCUCCAUCGUCCACGACAAAACAGAUAAAUGGGACAGUUUUAUAAAAGAAACUGAAGAUAUCAACACUCUUAGGGAGUGCGUGCAAAUUCUGUUUAACAGUAGAUAUGCUGAAGCUUUGGGUUUGGACCACAUGGUUCCUGUGCCAUACCGGAAGAUUGCCUGCGACCCAGAGGCAGUAGAAAUAAUUGGGAUCCCUGACAAAAUACCAUUCAAACGACCCUGUACCUAUGGUGUCCCCAAGCUCAAACGAAUUCUAGAGGAAAGACACAACAUCCACUUUGUCAUUAAAAGGAUGUUUGAUGAGAGAAUUUUUACAGGAAGUAAAUUUACCAAAGAUCCUACCAAGCUGGAGCCCUCCAGCCCAUCGGGGGAAAUCUCUCCAGAACCACACAGAAUGGCAGUGCCAGACCUGGCAGGGACUUCUCAGGCUAAUAACAGGUCUGAGAAGAGUAGUGUUUCUGAAGACUGUGAACCAGGUACCUCAGCAGAACUGAGUGGGAUCAGACAUAUCAAAAUUGAGCCAGAUGAGCUGGACAUCAUUCAAAUCACCGUUCCAGACCGAUCCCCCGGUUCCGAUGAAAUGCACAACCCAGUGACCAGCCGCAUGACUUCAGACGAUUCCAACUACAUGCUAGAAACAGUAACAGUUUCAGAUAAAGAGACCAGCCAGGACUUAAGACAUGAAGAAAAAACGAUGGAAGACAGCCUAGGUGACGUGUUAGGUCAUUUGAGGAAACAAGUUGAAACUUUGUUCAACACGCGAUAUGCUAAAGCCAUAGGAAUUUCGGAGCCUGUGAAAGUCCCCUACGCCAAGUUCCUGAUGUACCCAGAAGACUUGUUUGUGGUGGGUUUGCCUGAAGGCAUCUUACUCAGGCGUCCUAAUUGCUUUGGGAUUGCAAAGCUGAAAAAGAUACUGCAAGCUAGCAACAGCAUCCAGUUUGUCAUUAAGAGACCAGAGCUUCUUGCUGAGGGAGUGAAGGAGACAACCUCUGACAGCCCAGGAGCUAUGGCCAGCGAGAGAGACUCCAGUGACUCCCUGGUCGAGGAAGCUGUGAAGAGACAGGGCUUUCAAGAAAAUUAUGACGCCAGACUUUCGAGAAUAGAUAUCGCUAACACUCUAAGGGAGCAAGUCCAAGAUCUGUUCAACAAGAAAUAUGGCGAGGCUUUGGGAAUCAAGUAUCCAGUGCAAGUGCCAUACAAACGGAUUAAAAGCAACCCAGGGUCCGUGAUUAUAGAGGGGCUGCCCCCUGGAAUUCCGUUCAGGAAACCAUGCACUUUUGGCUCUCAGAACCUGGAGAGAAUAUUAGCUGUGGCUGACAAAAUCAAGUUCACAGUAACAAGGCCUUUUCAAGGACUCAUCCCCAAACCUGCCCCUAGACGGAUAACAUCACUGGAAAAAGCUUACGCUGCUUUGAAUGACGAGGACGAUGCAAACAGGCUUGGAGAAAAAGUGAUACUCCGAGAGCAAGUGAAAGAGCUUUUCAAUGAAAAAUACGGAGAGGCUUUGGGAUUGAACCGGCCAGUCUUGGUGCCAUACAAAUUGAUCAGGGAUAGUCCUGAUGCUGUUGAAGUUACUGGCCUGCCAGAUGAUAUCCCGUUUAGAAACCCCAACACCUAUGACAUCCACCGGCUGGAGAAGAUCCUGAAAGCACGAGAGCACAUCCGGAUGGUGAUUAUAAACCAACUCCAACCAUUUGCUGAAAUAUGCACUGAGGCCAAACAAACAGAAAAAGACAACAGUGUUCCCAAACGAAAGCGGAAGAGGAUCUCUGAAGGGAACUUGAUAUCAUCCUCAUCGUCAUCUUCCUCUUCUUCCUCUUCCAAUAUGGAGUCCACAUCGUCAACAAAUCAGAUCUCACUUGUGCAAUGGCCUAUGUACAUGUUAGACUAUGGUGCUCUAAAUGUCCAGAUUCCAGGACCUAUUAACUAUUAGACCUCAAUACUGAAUCAGAACCUCAAAUGACAGAAUAAAUAAAUAAAUGUAAUUUAUGUAAAAAGUGUAUAUUCUAAUAUGUAUCAAUGCCUUUUAGUUUUUCCAAUGAUUUUUACACUAUAUUCCUGCCAUCAAGGCCUUUUUAAAUAAAACUAAAAAGUGUUGCCUUGCUCUUAA
Messenger RNA from Chelonoidis abingdonii (Abingdon island giant tortoise), 3342 nucleotides. RefSeq names its product GTF2I repeat domain containing 1 (gene GTF2IRD1). The record is from RefSeq and is a predicted model, not a curated record. Gene Ontology annotation, biological process: transcription by RNA polymerase II. NCBI's taxonomy places the organism in Eukaryota, Metazoa, Chordata, Testudines, Testudinidae. Gene Ontology annotation, molecular function: DNA-binding transcription factor activity. Gene Ontology annotation, cellular component: nucleus.